ACUGUGUGGUACUGUAAAGAUGUUGGCCGUGCAGAAAUGCACCUGUAGCUAAAAAUAUGUCUGCUGCGAUCCAAAGCUGCUUGAUUGUAGGAUUGUGAAUUACUGCAGUCCGUAAAUCAACCCUGCUUGACCUUCUCUGGUGAUUAAGAACGGUGACAGCCCAAACUUACGCUGUUGCUUCAGUAACACUUUUGCGGCCCUGGACCUACCUGCAUGUGACAGAAUUGGGCAUUUUCUGUCUCUUUGACAGUGAGUGUGGAUGUGCAAUCAGCAGGAAGGGGCUAAUCCAGCCUGGGUCAUGUGACCUUUGUUUGUUUGGGCCACACGCACGCACUUGCUCAUUUAUGAGUGCCUUUUAAAACAGGGUAACUAUGUUUAUAGUAUUAUAACUAUUGUAAAUCUGCAGGGAAGUGAGUUUUUUCAAAACGUUGCUUUGUGUUUUCUAUCAGCAUGUCAUUUGCUUGUUUGUAGCAAUUAAGUUGUACAUUUUUAUAAUGUUUUUUACAUCAUUUUGAUCCAUCAGCAUCAUGUUGUUUGACUCUGUUUUAUAGCGGCAAUAAAAGGAAAAUAUUAACUCAUAUUGCCAUGCAUGUUUCUAUCAGUUCAGUCUGGAUCCCCUCAACCUUUGGUCUGUGGAAGGAGCCUGAAUUCUAGCUUCAUCUGUAAACCAGCCAAAAAGAGCAAAUCCAAAAAGGGCUCCUGUGGUUUGAAAUGGCUUAGAUGUCCCAGGGAGUUAAAAGUGGAGGAUCGACAAGCACCCCCAGAGUAAAGACUCUGUCUUCUUCCGGGAUGGCGUGCGGAGGGUCGACUUCGUCUUGUCCUACAUGGACGACCAUACGAAGGACGGGGAGAAGAAGCUGGAAAGGAGGAAGGAAUAUGAAGCCAACUUGAUAAAAGCAGGACUGGAGCUGGAGAUAGAAGAUAAAUCGGAAUCGGACGACGGCAAGACAUAUUUCCUGAAGAUUCACGCACCCUGGGAGGUGCUGGCUACCUAUGCAGAUGUGCUGAAGAUCAAGGUGCCCUUCAAAGCCAACGACAUCCCCAGCCACUACGAAAUGCCCCUGGAGUGGCUCUUCCGGCCCUUCCAGCUCCCUGAGAAGGUUAUGAACCCAGAGCCCGAUUACUUCACCUCCCCCUUUGACAAGAGCAAGAUAGAUUUCUUCCUCAUCGAGGACAAAGACACGUUUUUCCCUCCCUCAACACGCAACAGGAUUGUGUACUACAUCUUGGCCCGAUGUCCGUAUUAUAAGGAGGACCGCAAGGACAAGGAGAAGAAGGGUCUUAAGCGCUUGCUCAACAAUGGCACCUAUACCUCGGCAUUCCCACUACAUGAUUGCCGGUACUGGAAGCCAUCCAAGGACCCAAACUGCGAGAGCGAAAGGCACAACCUGUACAAGCACUGGGCCCACUUCUUCUGCUUCUACAAGGAGCAGCCUCUCAACCUCAUCCGGAAAUACUAUGGGGAGAAGAUCGGCAUCUACUUUGCCUGGCUGGGUUUCUACACGGAGAUGCUGUUCUUCGCUGCUGUGGUGGGCCUGAUCUGCUUUAUGUACGGGCUGUUCACCUAUGAUGAGAACGUCUGGAGUAAGGAGAUCUGUGAUGCUGAUAUCGGGGGCUCCAUAGUAAUGUGUCCGCUCUGUGACAAGAAGUGCGGUUACUGGAAGCUGAACUCCACCUGUGAAUCCUCCUGGCAAUCUCACCUGUUUGACAACGUGGCAACAGUUUUCUUUGCCAUUUUUAUGGGCAUCUGGGUGACCCUUUUUCUGGAGUUCUGGAAGCGCCGGCAGUCACGCCUAGAGUAUGAAUGGGAUCUGGUGGACUUCGAGGAGGAACAGCAGCAGCUCCAGCUGCGGCCCGAGUACGAGACCAAGUGCACUGGCCGGCGGCUGAACCGCGUGACGCAGGAAGUCGAGUGGGUUCUGCACAGGAACAAGGUGGAUUUUGUUGGCAAGCUGUUCCUGUGCUGGGUUACUGUGGUCCUGUGGAUGGCGCUCAUCAUCGCCAGCAUUAUCGGCGUCAUCGCUUACCGCCUGGCAGUGUAUGCCGCCUUCGCCAGCAUCAUGAAGGACAGCCCCACCAGUAAGAUCCAGGUGGUGGGCUCCCUCAUCACCCCACAGCUCGCCACCUCCGUCACGGCCUCCUGCAUCAACUUCGUCAUCAUCAUGAUCCUGAACUUCUUCUACGAGCGUGUGGCCAUCUGGAUCACUGACAUGGAAAUACCCAAGACACACCUGGAGUACGAGAACAAGCUGACGAUGAAGAUGUUCCUCUUCCAGUUUGUCAACUAUUACUCGUCCUGCUUCUACGUGGCCUUCUUCAAGGGCAAGUUCGUUGGCUAUCCGGGGAAGUACACUUACAUGUUCGGCGAGUGGAGCAGCCUGAGGAACGAGGAGUGUGACCCGGGUGGCUGCCUCAUUGAGCUGACUACCCAGCUGGUCAUCGUCAUGGCCGGCAAGCAGCUGUGGGGCAACGUCCAGGAAGCGCUGGUGCCGUAAGUGAACUCAUGGUCCCUGGCCCCACACCCACUCAUUUAGCCUGACGGUCCCUAACCCCAAACCCACUCAUUUAGCCUGACGGUCCCUAACCCCACACCCACUCAUUU
Molecule: messenger RNA, 2602 nt
Organism: Paramormyrops kingsleyae
Lineage: Eukaryota; Metazoa; Chordata; Actinopteri; Osteoglossiformes; Mormyridae
Source: RefSeq, a predicted model, not a curated record